AUGAAUAACUUAGCAAAGAAAAAUACUGAGACACGUUCGUCUAUUCUUCGAAGAUAUGCACUUUUUGCAUCCAUCGCCAUUGCUCUAUUCAUCACAGGGAAGAAGCAUAUUGCAUACAAGAAGGAGCAACGUCACAAAUUAGAAAAUGAUUCCGAUGUUAAUAACUCAGACAAUGAAUUUAAUAUUAGUGUCAAGAGGCCUGGAUUUCCUGAAAACAACCCAAACCUAAACUAUGAUGAUGAAGGAAGACAAAGUAAAUAUAUUGGUAGUGGGUUUGCCUAUAGUACAAGAAGACCAGGCGAUCGAUUAAGUUUGUACAAUAUCUUGAAGCAAAAGUAUUGGCCCGAUGACAAGGAGAAAGAAGCUCAGUAUUAUUCACCUGCACCAGAGGAUAAAGUGAUCAAGUGA
Lodderomyces orthopsilosis Co 90-125 is the source of this 408-nucleotide messenger RNA. RefSeq lists its product as uncharacterized. The record is from RefSeq and is a predicted model, not a curated record. NCBI's taxonomy places the organism in Eukaryota, Fungi, Ascomycota, Pichiomycetes, Serinales, Debaryomycetaceae. Bases 1 to 408 code for a protein of 135 amino acids. The transcript has a single exon.